AUGACAAAAGAAGGUCAAUUCCAGGCUGUAGCAGCACUACAAGGCACCACAGCUGCAUCUGCAACGGCAAAUAAUGGCACAGAACCAGCAAUCCCAGGAGGAGGGGGGAAAGAAGAUGCCUUUUCCAAGUUAAAGGAGAAAUUUAUGAAUGAACUGAACAAAAUUCCAUUGCCACCUUGGGCCUUAAUAGCCAUAGCCAUAGUUGCAGUCCUAUUAAGCCUUACCUGCUGUUUUUGUCUGUGUAAGAAAUGCUUGUUCAAAAAGAAAAACAAGAAGAAGGGAAAGGAAAAGGGUGGAAAGAAUGCAAUUAACAUGAAAGAUGUAAAAGAUUUAGGAAAGAACCUCAAAGAUCAGGCCCUUAAGGAUGAUGAUGAUGAUGCUGAAACUGGGUUGACUGAUGGGGAAGAUAAAGAAGAACCCAAAGAAAAUGAGAAAUUAGGAAAAAUCCAGUACUCUUUGGAUUAUGACUUCCAGAACAACCAGCUUUUAGUGGGAAUUAUUCAGGCUGCUGAACUGCCUGCAUUAGAUAUGGGUGGUACAUCUGAUCCCUAUGUGAAAGUGUACCUGCUUCCAGAUAAGAAGAAGAAAUACGAAACAAAAGUUCACAGGAAGACCCUUAACCCUGUCUUCAAUGAGCAAUUUACAUUCAAGGUGCCAUAUUCUGAACUGGGAGGAAAAACUUUAGUGAUGUCGGUAUAUGACUUUGAUCGCUUCUCCAAACAUGAUGUAAUUGGGGAGUUCAAGGUGGCAAUGAAUACAGUGGAUUUCGGUCAUGUGACUGAAGAGUGGCGGGACUUGCAAAGUGCUGAAAAAGAAGAGCAAGAGAAGCUAGGGGACAUCUGCUUCUCUCUCCGCUAUGUGCCUACUGCUGGCAAGCUGACUGUUGUCAUCUUGGAAGCGAAGAAUCUGAAGAAGAUGGACGUGGGAGGCUUAUCAGAUCCCUAUGUGAAAAUCCAUCUGAUGCAGAAUGGCAAACGGCUGAAGAAGAAGAAGACAACAAUUAAGAAGAAUACUCUGAAUCCCUAUUACAAUGAGUCUUUCAGCUUUGAAGUACCAUUCGAGCAAAUCCAGAAAGUGCAAGUUGUUGUGACUGUUUUGGACUAUGACAAGAUUGGCAAGAAUGAUGCCAUUGGCAAAGUGUUUGUGGGCUACAACAGCACUGGUGCAGAGCUGCGACAUUGGUCAGACAUGUUGGCCAACCCAAGGCGACCCAUUGCACAGUGGCACACCUUACAACAAGAGGAAGAGGUAGACGCUAUGCUUGCAGUCAAGAAGUAG
Gekko japonicus is the source of this 1278-nucleotide messenger RNA. It is a transcript of the gene SYT1, whose product is annotated as synaptotagmin 1. Gene Ontology annotation, molecular function: phosphatidylserine binding; syntaxin binding; clathrin binding. The transcript has 8 exons. NCBI's taxonomy places the organism in Eukaryota, Metazoa, Chordata, Lepidosauria, Squamata, Gekkonidae. Gene Ontology annotation, biological process: cellular response to calcium ion; calcium ion-regulated exocytosis of neurotransmitter; regulation of dopamine secretion. Gene Ontology annotation, cellular component: synaptic vesicle membrane; axon; dense core granule. The record is from RefSeq and is a predicted model, not a curated record. The coding region runs from base 1 to 1278 and encodes 425 amino acids.